AUGCGCAUCCACGAGAGCGGAAUUGACCGCAACCUCGACACACCCACCCCGCCGAGCCCCAAUCCCAAUUCAUCACCUUGCGCACCCACCAACCACUCCUCAACCGACAUCGACGCCACCGACUCUACCACCCCUCACUCUUCCCCGUCCUCCUCCUCUUCCUCCUUCACUGCCACAACGACGGCCACUCCGGCGUCUGUAGCGCACGACUUCACCACAGCCGCACCUGCCACAACAACAGGCACAGCCCCUACAUCCUACAUCGUCAGAGGUGAGGGCCAGGACUACAUCUGCCCUCACUGCUAUCGCACCUUCACUUCACGCAUCGGCCUGGUCGGUCACUUGCGAAUCCAUCGCACAGAGACUGGCGAACCAGUGCCUGGCACACCAACCUACACCCACCGCACUCGCCUCCACUGCCCACACUGCCCUUGCACCUUCAUGCAUCGCAUGGUCUAUUCGACCACAUGCGCAUCCACGAGAGUGGAAAUGACCACAAUUCCGACAUACCCACCAAAUCCAGCACAUCCACCACGCCCAGUCCCACCCUCGCUCCAUCCGCCUGCGCCACCACCACCACCACCACCGCCUCCUCUGUAG
Spirometra erinaceieuropaei is the source of this 600-nucleotide messenger RNA. Lineage: Eukaryota; Metazoa; Platyhelminthes; Cestoda; Diphyllobothriidea; Diphyllobothriidae. The record is from the annotation of a GenBank genome assembly.